UUAUGGGAUUUUACAGAGGCUUUUAAUUUGAAAUAUGACUGGGCCAGCUGAACACAGGAAGUGAUUUGCAGUUCUGUGCUAGUGCACAGUUUAAACAGGUUGUGCACAGAGGUGGGCGCAGAUCUCACGGGGGGCUUUAGGUCGUGUUCUUGAGUUAUUAAGCAGAGUAAAACAGUUAACGCUGAUGAGCUGCACUGACGUCGCUGUAGUGAUUCUGCGCUGCUGUGUGAUUUAAAACUGAACUCGAGAGGUUUGAGUGAAGGUCAGUGAAGUGAAGUCUCCCCGGGUUAGUCUGAGGAUCUGAGGAGAUGAGCCCUCUGCCGGGAGCGGAGCUGGUCCGGACUCCGCUGCAGCUCUACCGCUACCUGCUGCGCUGCUGUAAACUCCUGCCCUCAGCGGCCAUGCAGAAACACUACAGACACGCAGUGAGGCAGAGUUUUAACAGCCAUGCAGACGAGGACAACCCGGAAAGAAUCAGUAUGAUUAUCCAAAGAGCUAUUUCUGAUGCUGACUGGAUAUUAGAUAAGUAUACCAAAAAGAAGUGAUUUCCAGCUCAGGAUAAAAAGGGUAGCCCGGCUCUGGCAGACGGCGGAUCCAAAGCUGGAUGAAGGACAGCUCUGAAGAUCACGGGGAGAUUUUAAUGGCUGCUGUUGGCCAGUCCUUCAACGUAUUAACAUUAGCUCAGAAAAUCACAUCGGCCAAGGUCAUAAAAAUUAUGUCGUCGCUGUUGGGAGAAAACCUCAUAUCUCAUAUGUAUUUCAUAUAUGUUCGUCAUUUUUCAUUUUAAAAAUAAAUUUAAAUCAAAUGCUCCAAAGUAGGGCAGCAUGGUGGCGCAGUGGGUAGUGCUGUUGCCUCAAGGAUGGCCUGGGUUCGAUUCCUGGCUGGGCGACCAGGGUCAUUUCUGUGUGGAGUUUGCAUGUUCUCCCCGUGUCUGCGUGGGUUUCCUCCGGGUACUCCAGUUUCCUCCCAUAGUCCAAAGACAUGCAGUCAAGCUGAUUGGAUAUGCUACAUUGCCUCUAGGUGUGAGUGUAUAUGUCUGUCUGUCUGCUCUGCGAUGGACUGGCGACCUGUCCAGGGUGUGUCCUGCCUUCUGCCCAAUGACAGCUGGGAUAGGCUCCAGCACCCCACCGCAACCCAGGAUAAGCGGUUUAGAUGAUGUGUGUGUGUGUGUGCUCCAAAUUGACUUGGAAUAAUGUUUUUUCAAUUCUAUUAAAAUAGAUUUUUUUUCCUUUUCCUGUAAAGUCACCUUUUUGGAGAUACGAGGAUUUGUUGUGGCAGUGACGAUAUAUUGCUUACUGACCAACUGAACAAUUGUUCAGAAUUUCACGCACAAUUUAUUUAGACUGCCUUGUAUGUCUUUAAACACUUUGUGAACUUUUAAUUUUUCAAGCACUGAUCAAAGCUUAAGCUAAAAUGUUGGUCGCACUUUAUUUUGAUGGUCCCCUAUAGACUGAAUCUCUACAAAGCCUCUACAGUGGACCUUUAAAAAAUAGUGUUAACAAAAUGUUUACUUAAGCAUGUUUUCCUCAGCGCUUAUUGUACUUAUGCAAAACAUGUUUUUUCUUUAUAGAACAAGGUAAUACCUCAAUAUUUAACCAUUAAAAAGUGAUUCUUUAAAGUAAAGACUGAUUAUAUAUAGAACCAUGUGCACUCAAAUAACCAUUGAAAGCAAAAAUGCUUCUUUUGUGAUAGAAAACCUGUUGUGUAUGGUUCUUUAAAUCUUUUAAAAAUGGUUCUGUAUAGUGCCAAAAAAAGCUUAAUCUGUUGUUAUAAUCAUACUGUGUAGAACUGUUUCCGCUAAAAAUGUAGGGCAAAAGGAAAGAAGACUGCGGAAUCAUGAGCCUGGUUGAUACAUAUUGUAAUGAAUUAAGCUUGUUUCCCCCAGGAAGAUACAUUUAUUGCCCUCAGAACCAUCUACCCACAGGCUUAUAGACCACUCAGAUCUUGGUUGUUGGUGAAAAAACUCUAAACAUGCUACUAAAUUUCAUCCAAUGAACUCUUAGUAAAAAAUUUCAGUGACGUUGUUGUGUGGUUAUAAAAGAUUUGCUCGUGUGAUGUGGUUAUAAAAGAUUUAUGCAAGUUAUGUGUGUUAUGUUACACUGUUAUCUCCAUCACCACAAAAUUUCACUUUACCAUCAUUAUUGCUUAAGGUUCCUGUUUUUCUUAUUGAUUUCUAGAAGGCCUUGGGAUCCAGAUGAGCACCUGGCUCUGAUGAGCUACCUCUAGGGAUGCCAUAUAGGCCGACCCCUGUUCUGUUAGAGUGCCUGUUUCUCUGCUUGUGCAAGAGGCGGUGAGGUCGUGACCCUCCCACCUGUUUAAUGGCUUUCUGAGUUGGCUACAGUGAAACUUAACUAUAAGCCUAGGCCUGCACUUAGGCCACUGUAGCCUUUAAAAGUUUCUAGUGAUAACAAAAACAUGGUGUAGUUAUUUCUCACUCACUGCGCCUUCUUUGCACCACAAGCUGAUAAACUAUUGAAAGCGGGAUUCUAAAGCUCCAGUCAGAACCACAUUUGUGUUUGUAAGUAGAAGAGGUGCUAUUUUAUUACCUGCAAUCAUAGCCAACAAUAAAAUAAACUGGGUAC
Messenger RNA from Colossoma macropomum (tambaqui), 2582 nucleotides. It is a transcript of the gene lyrm9, whose product is annotated as LYR motif containing 9. NCBI's taxonomy places the organism in Eukaryota, Metazoa, Chordata, Actinopteri, Characiformes, Serrasalmidae. Bases 309 to 545 code for a protein of 78 amino acids. The record is from RefSeq and is a predicted model, not a curated record. The transcript has 3 exons.